CAGUUGCAGCCUACAAUUCAAGUGUGCACCGGGAAAAAAAACAUGAGAAGAAGGAUGUCUGUUUUGUCCGAAUAUGAGAAGCAAAACCUCACCGGCACAUAAAGGAUCGUAGAAUGGGAAAACUGGAGGCCUUUUGAUCCAGCAACAACUGCAAGUGGAGUGCGUGUUUUUGUUGUUUUUGCCCAUCACAAUGUGUGAGGGAUGGAUGUGGGUCGGAUGCCAGUUUAUUUUCGAUACGGAUACAAGAACUGGCAAGUUAUCGGCAUGAAUUACUAAGGAAGGCCAGAAAAAUUCAUCUCAAAUGGUAAAUUUGCCUCUGGAGGAAUGACCAUGGUGAAAAGGAAGCGACUGUUAUUGCCACUGCUGUACUUUAUGGCAGAGUUUUGGCUCACUUCGCAGCAGGUCCUGAGAAUUGGCGGCAUCUUUGAGACGCUUGAAAACGAGCCCAUCAGCGUCGAAGAGCUGGCCUUUAAAUUCGCCGUGACCAACAUAAACAGGAACCGGACCCUCAUGCCAAACACCACACUGACCUACGACAUCCAGAGAAUAAAUCUGUUCGACAGCUUCGAGGCGUCAAGAAGAGCCUGCGACCAGCUGGCCCUGGGCGUCGGGGCCGUGUUCGGCCCUUCUCACAGCUCGUCCGUCAGCGCGGUCCAGUCCAUUUGCAACGCCCUGGAAGUCCCUCACAUCCAGACGCGCUGGAAACAUCCCUCGGUGGACAACAAAGACAGCUUCUACAUUAACCUCUACCCUGAAUAUGCCUCGAUCAGCAGAGCCGUGCUGGACAUAGUGCAGUUCUACAAGUGGAAGACGGUCACCGUGGUCUACGAGGACGCGACAGGACUCAUCCGUUUGCAAGAGUUGAUCAAAGCUCCAUCCAGAUACAGCAUUAAAAUCAAGAUCCGGCAGCUGCCAACGGGAAGUAAAGAUGCCCGUCCGCUGCUGAAAGAGAUGAAGAAAGGGAAGGAGUUCUAUGUCAUCUUUGAUUGCUCUUACCAAACAUCAGCUGAUGUCCUCAAGCAGAUCUUGUCCAUGGGAAUGAUGACUGAAUAUUACCACUUCUUCUUCACCACACUGGACCUGUUCGCCCUUGACCUGGAGCCGUACCGCUACAGUGGGGUCAACAUGACGGGGUUCAGGCUGCUCAACAUAGACAGUCCUCGGGUGGCUUCGGUGGUGGAGAGGUGGGCCAUGGAGCGACUUCAAGCUCCCUCCAAAGCUGAGACUGGAAUGAUGGAGGGGAUGAUGACAACUGAAGCUGCUCUGAUGUACGACGCCGUGUACAUGGUGGCCGCGGCCUCGCAACGCACCUCCCAGAUCACUGUCAGCUCCCUGCAGUGCCACCGACACAAGCCCUGGCGCUUCGGAUCACGCUUCAUGAACAUGCUCAAAGACGCACAGUGGAACGGCUUGACGGGACAAAUAAUUAUAAACAAGACGGACGGCCUGCGGAAAGAGUUUGAUUUGGAUGUCAUCAGCCUGAAGGAGGACGGCUUGGAGAAGACGAUCGCGGGCAACAACCGCCUGAAUAAAGUGUGGAAAAAGAUUGGUGUGUGGAACUCCCAGACGGGCCUUAAUUUAACAGAACUCAAUAAGGACUCAUCCACAAAUGUCACAGACUCGAUGGCCAAUAGGACUCUAAUUGUCACUACUAUUUUGGAAAAUCCUUACGUCAUGUACAAGAAGUCUGACAAGCCGCUGUACGGAAACGACCGCUUUGAGGGCUACUGCCUCGACCUGCUCAAGGAGCUCUCCAACAUUUUGGGCUUCUCCUACGAGGUGAAGCUGGUGUCGGACGGCAAAUACGGAGCCCAGAACGACAAGGGGGAGUGGAACGGCAUGGUGCGAGAGCUCAUCGAUCAUGUGGCCGACCUCGCCGUGGCCCCUCUGACCAUCACAUAUGUGAGGGAAAAGGUGAUAGAUUUCUCCAAGCCAUUCAUGACGCUGGGCAUCAGCAUCCUCUACCACAAACCCAACGGCACCAAUCCAGGAGUGUUUUCCUUCCUCAACCCGCUCUCUCCCGAUAUCUGGAUGUAUGUGCUGCUGGCAUGCCUUGGUGUCAGCUGUGUGCUGUUUGUCAUUGCCAGGUUUACUCCCUAUGAGUGGUACAACCCCCACCCCUGCAACCCAGACUCAGAUGUGGUUGAAAACAACUUCACUCUAAUAAACAGUGUCUGGUUUGGAGUUGGAGCACUUAUGCAGCAAGGAUCUGAACUGAUGCCCAAGGCCCUCUCUACGAGGAUAGUCGGUGGAAUAUGGUGGUUCUUCACACUGAUCAUAAUCUCCUCGUACACUGCCAACCUGGCUGCCUUCCUCACCGUGGAGAGAAUGGACUCGCCCAUUGACUCUGCGGAUGACUUGGCCAAGCAAACCAAAAUAGAGUACGGCGCAGUGAGAGACGGCUCCACCAUGACCUUUUUUAAGAAAUCUAAGAUCUCAACAUAUGAGAAAAUGUGGGCUUUCAUGAGCAGCAGGAAAAACACAGCGCUGGUGAAAAACAACCGGGAGGGGAUCCAGAGGGUCCUCACCACGGACUACGCUCUCCUGAUGGAGUCGACCAGCAUCGAGUACAUCAGCCAGCGCAACUGCAACCUCACACAGAUCGGAGGCUUGAUAGAUUCAAAGGGCUACGGCGUGGGAACCCCAAUUGGCUCCCCCUACAGAGACAAGAUCACCAUCGCCAUCUUGCAGCUUCAGGAAGAAGGGAAGCUGCACAUGAUGAAGGAGAAGUGGUGGCGAGGGAACGGCUGCCCAGAAGAGGACAGCAAAGAGGCCAGCGCCCUGGGCGUGGAGAACAUAGGGGGAAUCUUCAUUGUGUUGGCGGCCGGACUGGUCCUCUCGGUUUUUGUAGCUAUCGGAGAGUUUAUUUACAAAUCCAGAAAAAACUUGGACAUUGAGGAGGUGAGCGUCGGCCAGUGUGAGUGGCACAACAAGUACUAGCACUCCAGUGGACUCGAUGGAAGACCGUCAACGAACCCACCACACGUCUGUGUCGUCAUUGUCCUCGCCGGGACUACAGUAACCACUGGGCCGAUCGAGUCUGAAUGUGUCGAACUGCACUGUUACAAUCAAGAGCUGUUUUUAACGCGGAGUUUUGUGUUGUCAGUAGUUUUCACGUAGAGCACACACACACACACACACAUUUUUGUCGGGAAGGGAGGAAUACGUUAGAAACCCUUUUUAUGAUGACAGAUCUUUUGUCGACUUCUGACGUCACGACACUUGACCAUCUUGGCCUUGCUGUUUUGUUUUGUUUUUUUUGCAGGAAACAUUAUAACUUUGUGGUGUGGAAGAAGUGUCACUGUCAUGAUAUCGUAGCCCAGUAGUGGUAUCUUCACGCCAACGACUGCCGUGUUAUAGGUCUGAAUGGAUUCUGAGAUGUUUCACACUUGCAGCGCGCACAGACUCGGACACAGCUGCACUACUUGCCACUUUUGUAUGUAGUCGUGCAUUUUGAAAGAAGAACAAAACAUCUUGAUUUAUUCAAUCGUUUCCAGUUUGUUUUUGAGUGAGUGCUCCCCCCGAGAAUUUUACUUAUCAAGUCGCUUAAUGUCUGUACUUUUUGUCGCUUUUUGUAUCAUACGACGUAAUAUGAACAUGCAUGUAUAAGUUUUUGUCAUGUUGGAAUUGUUUUCGGAACGACUAAAGUUAUGUGAGAACAA
Messenger RNA from Mugil cephalus (flathead mullet), 3662 nucleotides. Its product is annotated as glutamate receptor ionotropic, kainate 1. Gene Ontology annotation, biological process: monoatomic ion transport; synaptic transmission, glutamatergic; modulation of chemical synaptic transmission. The record is from RefSeq and is a predicted model, not a curated record. Lineage: Eukaryota; Metazoa; Chordata; Actinopteri; Mugiliformes; Mugilidae. Gene Ontology annotation, cellular component: kainate selective glutamate receptor complex; plasma membrane; presynaptic membrane. Gene Ontology annotation, molecular function: kainate selective glutamate receptor activity; transmitter-gated monoatomic ion channel activity involved in regulation of postsynaptic membrane potential. The coding region runs from base 325 to 2940 and encodes 871 amino acids. The transcript is spliced from 16 exons.